Arachis duranensis is the source of this 985-nucleotide messenger RNA. RefSeq names its product trihelix transcription factor PTL. The transcript is spliced from 2 exons. Lineage: Eukaryota; Viridiplantae; Streptophyta; Magnoliopsida; Fabales; Fabaceae. Bases 68 to 985 code for a protein of 305 amino acids. The record is from RefSeq and is a predicted model, not a curated record.
CUCUCUCUCUCUCUCUCUCACUCUAUCUUUGGUCUUCUUCCUUCUACCCUACACAGAGAUUCUAAUAAUGGAAAUGGAAGAUCAUCAUCACCAACUUCAUCAUCAGCAGAACCACCACUACGGUUGUUUAACCGAUCUGUUAAUGAACAACGCUCCUAUGCACCAAUCCCAACCACCGCAACCACCAAUAACACUAGGCGGAGCCACCAGCCACCACCAGCAGCACCACCACCGCAACCUGCCACCGUUGCCGGAGACAACGAUGACGAUGUUUGAGAUGAUGGGAGCGCCACGUGGGGUGGUUAUGAAUAGCGAGUUGGCAUCAACAACAAGAGGAUCAGGUGUGGGAGGGUGCAUGGGUGGGGAUGCAUCCUCAAACAACGGAAGAUGGCCAAGACAAGAGACUCUCACUCUUCUUGAGAUCAGAUCUAAGCUUCACCCUAAAUUCAAAGAUGCUAAUCACAAAGGUCCCUUAUGGGAACAAGUUUCCAGGAUAAUGUUAGAAGAACAUGGAUACCAAAGGAGUGGAAAGAAAUGCAGGGAGAAGUUUGAGAAUCUGUACAAAUAUUAUAAGAAGACAAAGGAAGGAAAAGCAGCAAGACAAGAUGGGAAGCAUUAUAGGUUCUUUCGCCAACUUGAAGCCUUGUUUGGAGACAACAACAACAAUUCCAACAACUUUGUUACCAACAACAACCUUAUUAAUUUACAAACAAAUCAAGACAAGUUUCAUAAUCAUCACUAUUCUCAUCAUCAUCACAAUAACAAUUAUAAUAAUAAUAGUGUAAGCCUCAUCACAAACUCCACUAGUGAGUUUGACACAUCAUCAUCAGAGACUGAUGAUGAUCAUGAAUCGAGGAAGAGGAAGAGGAGGAGGUGGAAGAUGAAGAUGAAGAUGAAGGAGUUCAUUGACUCGCAAAUGAGCAAGCUUGUGAAGAAGCAAGAGGAAUGGCUUGAGAAGCUAGUGAAGACAUUUAUUAUUGAAUAA